AUGAUUUACUCUAUUUGGAAUGUCAGGGGCCUGAAUGACCCUGGCAAAGUUGCCUAUGUAAGGAGGUUGCUUCACUCUCAUUCAAUUUAUGUUGUUGGAUUGCUUGAAGGAAAAAUAAAAUUGAAAAAUGUUCUCACUUAUCAGAGGAAGUUUGGUUCUUCUUGGCUUUGGUUGUGUAAUUAUGAUAAUUCUCCCGAAGGGAGGAUUUGGCUUGGUUGGAAUGUGGAUAGAGUAAAGGUUAAUGUCUUGAAGAUUCAAAUUUUUCUCACUGUUGUCUAUGGUCUUCAUUCCAUUCAUGAUAGGCUUUCUUUGUGGGAGGGGCUCAGAAGCAUCUCUAUCCAGCAUUCUCCUUGGCUUUGUGUUGGUGACUAUAACUCUGUUCUUCAUGCUUCUGAUAGGCUUCAUGGUGCUGAUGUUACUGAUUAUGAGACUAGAGACUUUCAGAAUUUGGUUGAUGAUUUGGACCUCCCUGAGCUCAAAAGCAAAGGGUCCUUCUACUCUUGGUCUAAUAAGGCUCAUACUGGCCCUAGAACGCUCUCUAGACUUGAUAGAGCCUUUGGUAAUCAAGCUUGGUUAGCUUCUCAUGGGCAUGUGGAGACUGUUUAUCUCCCUCCUUCUUUAUCUGAUCAUAGUCCUAUUUUGUUGGAUAUUUGCUCCGGCCCUAUUGGGAAAGGUAGACCUUUCCGAUUUCUAAAUUUUAGUGCGGAUCACCCUGAUUUUCUUGAUACUGUUUCGCAGGCUUGGGGCUCUGGUAGGUCUGUUUGGCAGAAGCUUAAUUCUGUAAAGUCUAGUAUCAAAUCUCUUACUAGCAAGCAGUUUGGUAACAUUGAGGAAAAGAUUGACUAG
Chenopodium quinoa (quinoa) is the source of this 846-nucleotide messenger RNA. RefSeq lists its product as uncharacterized. The transcript has a single exon. The record is from RefSeq and is a predicted model, not a curated record. NCBI's taxonomy places the organism in Eukaryota, Viridiplantae, Streptophyta, Magnoliopsida, Caryophyllales, Amaranthaceae. The coding region runs from base 1 to 846 and encodes 281 amino acids. Gene Ontology annotation, molecular function: catalytic activity.